AUGCCGAGAGCACCUCGACGCGGUCCUGCGGGGGGAGGUGAGAUCGCAACUGCAGCAACCCCCACUAGGCCGGGGAACAAUCAGAUCACCGCCGCGAUCCCCCCCUUCAUGCUGGACACGCCUCCUCACGCUCCAUUCGCGCAUGAACCCAGCUACAACCCUGGUCCGUCGAUCGUUCCCAGUCACAACGGCACGCAACGAGAUGAGGAUCAAGGGGAAGGAUCCCAAGCAUCGACGCAUGCGUUGUCAGUGGCCUCAGAAGCGCAAGAACAGGCAGAACAGUCGUAUCUAGAGUCCAUCCAGCAGGAGGCAGAGGAUUCAAAAGUACUGGCCGGUCUACGCGACAUAUCCUCACUAGCGACCUGGACACUAUCCUCCGCCAAACCAGGCUGCGCUCUCGCCCAACUACGCAGUCCGAACACGAAUCUCUUCUGGCAAAGCGAUGGACCACAGCCUCAUACACUCACGCUGCAUUUCUUCAAGCUGGUAGCGAUCGUGAAGAUGCGCGUUUACCUCGACUUCGAUCUGGACGAAAGCUACACCCCAACCAAGAUCAAGUUCUUUGCCGGCAUGAGCGAGGGUGGAUUGGUAGAGUUUGGGGAGUGGACAGUACAAGAUGUCAUGGAUCCGGAGACCGGCGAGAUGCGUCCGCACGUGGAGAUCGUCAAGGGCUGGAUUGAGGUUGAUCUGAAGGGCGUCGGUGGCAGGGAGAAGCGCUAUUUUGAGGUUGCGGAUGAGGAACAAAUGGAUUCGAAGGAGAAUGCGGGUGCUACAGACGUCUCAAGGCCAGGGGAUGUCCUGAAGGCGAUGGUAGUGCAGGUUCGAAUCUGCGAGAAUCACCAAAAUGGAAAGGACACGCAUGUAAGAGGCUUUCAAGUAUUUUCCAAGGACGACACCGUCACCAGGGAAGCCGUCAAACCUAGACUGAAGAAGAAGCAGAACAAGACCACGGAUGCUGAUGAUGGAGAAGACUUUGUCGGCAUCAAGCUGGCAGACUGGAUGAGGGAUCCUGAGAUUCGAUAA
Messenger RNA from Cyphellophora attinorum, 1023 nucleotides. Its product is annotated as Anaphase-promoting complex subunit 10. NCBI's taxonomy places the organism in Eukaryota, Fungi, Ascomycota, Eurotiomycetes, Chaetothyriales, Cyphellophoraceae. The transcript has a single exon. The record is from RefSeq and is a predicted model, not a curated record. The coding region runs from base 1 to 1023 and encodes 340 amino acids. Gene Ontology annotation, biological process: protein K11-linked ubiquitination; anaphase-promoting complex-dependent catabolic process. Gene Ontology annotation, cellular component: anaphase-promoting complex.